AUGGCUUUUGCCACGAUCAACUCAUCAGUGCCGUCCAGCAUCCCGGCCAUUGAGGACGCUUUUGCCGCCGAACCAGCGCUCAAAAAACGGGUUUACGAUGCGAUCGCACAUACCCCGCAACAUGGACUUCUCUUCGAAGAUAUCGCGAAAUAUACCUCCAGCCUGCUGGCCAGGACUGCAACCGCCCCCGUUCGGCCUGUCGAGGUCGUCAGCGACGGCCCAGCCAUGAAGAAACGAAAACUACAGAAUGGCAAUGCUACAAGUGCCCAAUCUUCCGGCGAUUUGAAAUCCGAUACUUCGCUCCAGUUCUACAUGCAGGAUGUUUCCUUUGCUGUUCCCCAGCGGAAGAAGCUUACGCUCGAAGUCACUGCCGGAUUUUUACGUGCGAGAAACCAGACAUCGAAGGAGGUGGAGUUUGGUGUACCUUUGGAUAACAUACAGCAUGUCUUGUGCCUCCCCGUUCCCGAGAAGAACCAGCGACAAUUCAAUUUUUGCAUCAUCCCUCAAUAUGCGGACGGCGUCAACUCACCGCCUGAAGGUGUAGCUGCUCCCGAUGCCAUCGUAUGGACGGUCAACGACGGGCCUCCCAAGGCAGCGUUCUCAGGCAAUGGACAACAGCUUGGAACGGAUAACGAAGAAACGGCAGAUAAACUUGUCCAGCGGAUAUUGAACGACAGCCUCCCGCGGACCAAGGUUGUGCGCCCGGAUGAGCGAGAGUUCGUGAGUGCUAUGCCUGAGGCUCAUCGCAAGGGGGAGAAGGCCUUUCAUGUCAAGGCCUUCCGCGGCAGUAAAGAAGGUUAUCUCUUCCUUCUCUCUACGGGAAUACUAUUCGGGUUCAAGAAACCACUGGUUUUCUUUGCCUUUGAAAACGUCGACUCAAUCUCAUACACAUCUGUCCUGCAGCGGACCUUUAAUCUCAAUGUUGUAGCUCGUCCUACGUCAAGCGAAGAGACGCAGGAAUUCGAGUUCUCCAUGAUCGACCAGGCUGACUUUUCCGGAAUUGAUGGUUACAUCAAAAAGCAUGGUCUGCAGGAUGCCAGUCUUGCCGAAGCACGGCGUGCGAAGCGAUACAACGUCAACGGUGCCAAGGGAGAAGAUGAAGCUGCUGCCAAUGAGGAAGGAGCCGUCGAGGAGGAAAGUGAGCUUCAAAAAGCCCAACGCGAGCUGGAAGAUCAAGAGGAUGAGGACGAGGAAGAUUAUGAUCCCGGGAGUGACAGUGACAGCGACGGAAGCGGCUCUAGCAGCGAGGAGGAUGAUGAUGAUGAUGAGGAGGACGAUGAAGGCGACAUGGAAGAGGACGACGAAGAAGGAGACCGAAAUCUGGUGGCGGAGGAGCUCGGAAGUGAAGCGGAAGAUGUUCCGGCAGAGGAACUGUGA
Aspergillus niger is the source of this 1377-nucleotide messenger RNA. RefSeq lists its product as uncharacterized. Lineage: Eukaryota; Fungi; Ascomycota; Eurotiomycetes; Eurotiales; Aspergillaceae. The record is from RefSeq and is a predicted model, not a curated record. The coding region runs from base 1 to 1377 and encodes 458 amino acids. The transcript has 4 exons. Gene Ontology annotation, molecular function: histone binding; nucleosome binding.